Molecule: messenger RNA, 2550 nt
Organism: Symsagittifera roscoffensis
Lineage: Eukaryota; Metazoa; Xenacoelomorpha; Acoela; Convolutidae
Exons: 9
Coding region: 53-2272 (739 amino acids)
Cellular component (GO): cytosol
Molecular function (GO): protein binding; guanyl-nucleotide exchange factor activity
Source: RefSeq, a predicted model, not a curated record
AAUUAAUUUAUAUUUUAGCCGAAAAGUUUAAAAUCAUAUAUCAAUUUUUAUCAUGACUGCUGCCGAAAUCAUCUUUUCGGAACUGGAUAGACCCGAAUAUAAGUCGGGUAAAAGUGAUUUGUUUGUUCCGUGGGGGCAUAGAAAAAGGGAGCCGACAAUUAAACCGACUGCACUGAAAUGGAGAAGUCUUUCAUCCCAAUUGAUUGUACAGAAGAGUUAUUCGUCAUUGUUGGGGGGAGCAAAACAGAACAGCAAUGGCGACGAUGAUGCGUCAGCUUCGAGUGGCGCCUCGGACGAAGAAGGAAGGAUUCGAUUGGAGUCGGCCUCCGAUUUGAGUCGGAGGGGAUCGGCGGCACUGGCGUGUAAAAACCUCAGCGCCAGCAUGGACCACAUUAACAUACGCAACUUCAAACAGAGCAGAAGGUCUGCGCCAUUUGCAAUCAAAAGAAGAUCCAUCGUCAAUCAGCUCGGAGGAGGUUUUUUAGUAGCAUCGAACCAUCUCGAAGUUAUUCAACAGUCACCGGAGAGAUCCAGUGGUUCCGGGGAUGAAGGCUCCUCCUGCGACCGGAGUCCAGUAAUCGGAUUGCGUAGCGGUGGCACGCUCGAGAAUAGCAACACAGUUCUAAACGCGUCGCUAGGUUCACUCGAGGAACACCAUGACAGGUCACUGAAUGCAGAACGACAUGAGAGCGACGAAAAUAUCGGCUACACGGACAUCGGCUACGAUAGCUUCCACAAUGCAACUGUCCAUCAUUUUCCAGAUAGCUUCGACAUUGAAGAUCAGCCUGACGAAGGCCAUGUAACCGAAUAUAGAGGAGUGUCACGCUUAGCCGAACAAAACAAGGAGUCAGAUGUAGCUAAUGGGUCGCCUACUGUGUCGGUUUUCAGUCGCCAGGAUGUAUUAAGACGAAGUUUCCCGCUGUGCAACAAGAAACGAUUCGUUUUGGGUGACAUGAAAACUCAUCUCAAACUGCAGCGGAAUGCAUCGUCGAAAAACUCAAAAAACGCACAAACCGAUCAAAAAAGUUGCAAAAGUGAACGAAAACGAUCGAGAAUGAACAAAAGUCACUUCCUGGCAACACAACGCGGAAACACUUGCAUUGCCAUUUGGGACCACGUGACGUGCGAACAAGACGAGCUGCAGUUCCGCUGUGGUGACGUCAUCGAAAUUUUGGACCAGUCAAAUCGCAACUGGUGGCUGGGCAAAAUGUUCACCCGUGACGACCUCGGAGAUCAAACCAGAAAUGAGACCAAAAAUGCGGGGCAAUCAGAGCACGGGUGGUUUCCCAGCAUUUUUGUACAAGACCUGAACGAGACUUGUCGUAGUGUUCAGCAGGAUGAGAACAUGAACACGAUUAGGAAGUACCACAGGAGAGCUUUGUGUGUGAGGGAACUUCUAUCUAGCGAGAGAAGCUAUGUCAACAGUCUCAAAAACGUCUUAGAGAUCUACCAAGACUCAUUCAAACACAGCAAGUCUAUUAAAAUAGACGAAGUGAACCGGAUCUUCUGCAACAUGGAAGAGAUCUUCGAGUUCCACAAACGACUCCUCGUCAACCUCGAGAAGUGUGCGGUGGAUCCGAGCAGACGAGAGACGAGACUGCACGAGUGGUGUGUGUCUGAAGUAUUCAUUGGGUCGAUCGCCGAGUUCGUCGAAAUAUACUCCACCUAUUGCAAUCAGUAUCAGUCGGCUAUUUCGACACUGAAGCAGGUUCAACGAAAAAAGUCAGUCGACUGCUUAAUUGAGAAUUGCAGACGGAGACAUGGGGAGACUUUAUCUUUGCAGCACUUUCUGCUGACUCCAAUCCAGAAGAUCUGCAGGUACCAGAUGCAACUCACAGAACUCGUCAACAACACCCAGGAGGACCACCCUGACUACUCUGAGCUGAAGUUAGCAACUGAGGAAAUGAGGCGAGCUGCUUUUGAAAUCAACGAGAGGAGAAGAGCAUACGAAGCAGCUGCCAUUAGUGCAACUAGCAGUCGGUCAAGGUCAGCUGGCGUGAAGAAAACGUCCACUUCUUUUCUCUUUCCAAGCCAGCAGUCGGCUAAGCUCACAAAAACUGCUACUGUAGCAACCACAGAUGUUUUAGAAGAAAAAGAUAGUCUCUCAUCCCCUCCGCCCACGAACUCUGCCAAGCAGAACACAAACAACAGCAGUAAAGAGAAGUCAGCGGGGGGAGGGCCUGCAGGGGCGGGGGUGAGUGUGUUGAAAAGAAUCCCCUCCAAGAGGUGCUCCAAAAGACUACUCCGCCUAUUCAGCCACCCAUCUGCCUGACACUAACACCCCGUCAACCCUCCCCCUCCACACCUUCACUAAAAUCUCCCCCUCCUCGGCCUGACAGAAGCCAAUAAAACCCGAGCCUGAUCCGUAAUCAAAACUCGGAAUUGAGAAAAACUUAUAAUUGAUGUAACGGUACCAGCUACAAACUCUUCCGUUAGUAAUCUCUCUUCUCAUUGUGAAUUAGAAUAAUUUGAAAUUUAAAUUUAUAAUUCAACAAAACAAAACUGCUCAAUUCUUAAUUGUUACUUAAUGUUUUAUGUGUCUUAGAUGUU